AUGCCAGCCACCGAGUUUCGCAAACAGACCGUGUCGCCUGCUCCUGGCUCUGACAGCGAGCUCAUGAGCAGCGACGGUCAAGAACAUCCCAAACCCAUCUCGCUCCUCAGCUCGAUGAUGGCGGGGCAGACGUCCCCGAGGCCCAAGCCGCCUUUGAGCGGUUACACGUCUGGUCCAUCCGCCCCCUCUACCGCACCGUCAACAGCCGUCUCAAGUCCACGGCCCCAGGAGGAGCCAAUCUCAAUUCUCCGGCGAAGCAGUGUCGGAUCGGACGGUGAACCCUUCUUCCUUCCCAUGGCCCGUGUGCUACCCGCGUCACCUGAGAAGCAAGAAAUCCCGAAACAACCGCGUCCCAGUGCACUCAAGUUCGCGGUAACAAGCCGCCCGUCCGAGUUUGAGCGCCAGCCUGUGACAGUGGUGCCGCAACAAGAUGAUCACGAGGACGACCACGGCACGGUCACAGACAAGGGUUACGAGGAAGACUCGGAGGACGGGUUCACUUCAGACGACGAGCCUUCCUUUAUGGUCCAGGCUCACCACAAGAUGGUAAUGGCGCGUGCUCGCGAGGCGCAACUGGCAGCGGCGCGACCUUCCUCGACGACUCCCCCACUUCGCCCCACUGCUCCUCCACCGCGACGUGGACGUGGCCACGUUCGCGUGGACCCGGCUGUCGGCGAUGACACUGGUCGCUGCAGCCGCCACUACAGCCCACCACCGGGCUCUCGCCCACACUUCGCCCCCCCAGGCGGUCCGCGCAACGGCCGCGCCGGCAGCCCUGUUCCGGAACCCAUGGACAUCGAUGACGAAGAGGAUGAUGAUGAUGAUGGCGACGAUGACGAGGAGAACGACGGGGACGGGGAUGCGGCGUUCAAGACCGACUCUCGCGAGGACAUUGCAGCCACGAGCACCAGCUCCAGCCCUAGGCCGGCUGCCGAGCAAUCAACUGGACCAGCUUCCUCGAUCGGCACGGGCGUGCGUAACAUGCUGCGGCGCGCGUCGGAGCACCUCCCGUCGUUCCGGAGACCGUCGUUUACGGCGCACAUUCCCGAGGAGUCGGUUGCGCUCGACGAUGACAAUGUCUCCGUUGACAGCGGGCGCGUACUGCUGUCAAGGGCACGUUCGUUGGGUGCGAGAUCGAAGCCGGUCGCAGUGACCCUGUCGCAGGACAAUGUCACUGCCAUUCCCAGUCGCCCGAUUGCCUGCCCAGCUAGCCCUCGCUCCACGCAGCGCAUAUGA
This is a messenger RNA of Cutaneotrichosporon cavernicola, 1236 nucleotides long. RefSeq lists its product as uncharacterized. The transcript is spliced from 2 exons. The record is from RefSeq and is a predicted model, not a curated record. Lineage: Eukaryota; Fungi; Basidiomycota; Tremellomycetes; Trichosporonales; Trichosporonaceae. Bases 1 to 1236 code for a protein of 411 amino acids.